UUAUAUUAUUGAAUGCCUUUAAAAAAGGAAGGUUUCUAGUCUCUAGGUGAGUUUUUGAGUUUCUCUUUAUCCACAAACGAUUAAGCAAGUCCUGAUCAAAUCAAAACAGCACUUUUCUUUGUGAGACAAAUAGUUUCAGUCCUUCUAGGAUUAGCGGCAGGAUUUUUACAUUUACAAGGCAUAUUGACAAUUUUGGGAUUUUUGUUUUUGUCGAUGGGUUUUUCAUACUAUUAUGUUUUCAAAUACAAAUAAGUACUAUCUGCAAAAUGAUUGAUUAGGUCGAUGAAGAUAAAAUAGAGAAUACAGAAAUAUACACAGAGGGAUUAGGAGCUUCAGUGGGUGAAUUUUUAUUAACUUGGACCCUAAUUCAUACAGUGGCUUGAAUAUUAUGAAGUGUUUUACAUAUAAAAUU
Paramecium octaurelia is the source of this 412-nucleotide messenger RNA. The record is from the annotation of a GenBank genome assembly. NCBI's taxonomy places the organism in Eukaryota, Ciliophora, Oligohymenophorea, Peniculida, Parameciidae.